This is a messenger RNA of Leopardus geoffroyi (Geoffroy's cat), 2416 nucleotides long. It is a transcript of the gene EFHD2, whose product is annotated as EF-hand domain family member D2. Gene Ontology annotation, molecular function: calcium ion binding. Bases 88 to 816 code for a protein of 242 amino acids. The transcript has 4 exons. Lineage: Eukaryota; Metazoa; Chordata; Mammalia; Carnivora; Felidae. The record is from RefSeq and is a predicted model, not a curated record.
UGUCAGGAAGAGGAAGAGCGCGGCCAGAGGCGGUGCGGGCGCGCUGCGAGCAGGGGCCGGGCCCAGGCGGACGCCGAGCGGGCCACCAUGGCCACGGACGAGCUGGCCAGCAAGCUGAGCCGGCGGCUGCAGAUGGAGGGCGAGGGCGGCGCCGAGGCCCCGGAGCAGCCCGGGCUGAACGGGGCGGCGGCGGCGGCGGCGGCGGCCGGGGCGCCCGACGAGGCGGCCGAGGCGCUGGGCAGCGCGGACGGCGAGCUGAGCGCCAAGCUACUGCGGCGCGCCGACCUCAACCAGGGCAUCGGCGAGCCCCAGUCGCCCAGCCGCCGCGUCUUCAACCCCUACACCGAGUUCAAGGAGUUCUCCAGGAAGCAGAUCAAGGACAUGGAGAAGAUGUUCAAGCAGUACGACGCCGGCCGGGACGGCUUCAUUGACCUGAUGGAGCUGAAGCUGAUGAUGGAGAAGCUCGGGGCUCCGCAGACCCACCUGGGCCUGAAAAACAUGAUCAAGGAGGUGGAUGAGGACUUUGACAGCAAGCUCAGCUUCCGGGAGUUCCUCCUGAUUUUCCGCAAGGCAGCCGCUGGGGAGUUACAGGAGGACAGCGGGCUGCACGUGCUCGCCCGCCUCUCCGAGAUCGAUGUCUCCACGGAGGGCGUCAAGGGGGCCAAGAGCUUCUUUGAGGCCAAGGUCCAGGCCAUCAACGUGUCCAGCCGCUUCGAGGAGGAGAUCAAGGCAGAGCAGGAGGAAAGGAAGAAGCAGGCGGAGGAGAUGAAGCAGCGGAAGGCGGCCUUCAAGGAGCUGCAGUCCACCUUCAAGUAGCAAGGGGCUGCGGCCUGACCGCUCGGCCCCGGCCCCCGGCCCCCGGCGCCCGGCCCGGCCCGCAGAGGCGGGCAGACCGGAGGCCAGGCCUGCAUCCCGGGCUCCAUCCGAAGGGACCAUACUUAAAACCUAAAACGUCUGUGAACGGAGCCAGCGGAGGGGUGUCCAAGGCGGCCCUGCCUCCCCCGCUCCACCCCCCGCCCGCCCCCGCUGUUCCCGAGGCCAUGACACCAGUGCUGGCUCCUCGCCUGGCCCAGCCCUCCCUGGCGAUUCCUGCGCGUCUGUCGCCCCCCCGGCCGUCCCUCUGCCUGCUCCAGCAUUGCAGCGGCCCCGAGCCCAGCUCCUGGCCCUAGGGUCCUCCCUGCCCCAGGUGCCUGCCCUCCACACACUCUCCUCCUCCCUUCCCAGAGGCCUCCUGCCCUUAGCCUACAGGCCACACUGCCCCCCCCCCGGGGGCCCUGCACCUCGGGGAGGCGCUCUGGAGCAGAGCACGACCCAAGGGGCUGAUCGGAGACACGAGGGCUUCCCGCCCCCCGACGGCCGACAGCCGUUCCUCCAGCCCCUGCCUCCUCUCUCUGCCAGAGGGGAGGGCGCUUCUCUUUCGGCGAAGGGACCCAGGCCCUGGCACCCCGUGCUCACACGGAGACCCCGGCCCUCUGGGGCCCCGCCAGGCAGGGUGAGGGGGCAGCUGUGCCCAUCUACCUCACGGGCCCACACUCUGCCAGCCACGCCGUGGAUCGUGGGCAGGGAAGGCUCUGGGGGCAGAAACGCCACCCCCUGGUCUCCCUGGAACAGCCCGAGGGGCCCAGGGGCUCUGAGAGAGCAGGGUGAGGAGGAGGGAUUGGCCCCUUCACUGGGAAGGAAACCAGUGUUGGGCUCCGUGCUCCGGGAGGCGUCCGGGAAGUGCUUUGAGUGGUUUGCACGGACCAGGCGGCGGGGAGCAGGGGCCUGGCUCGGCCCUUUCACGCCAUCCUUCCCCAUGCGAUGUGUACCGCCCUGUCACCAGCGAUGGGACCCGUCCCGUCACCCCCACCCCCUGAGGAAGCAUGGGGACCCCGGCCCUCCCUGUGCCCAUCCCCAGAUGGGCUGCGGCCAAGCCUGUGCCACCAGCCCGGUCCCGCGCAGCUCCCGGUGUGCUCACUUCCGUGUGUGCGUGUGUGUGCGUGUGAGUGUGUGUCCGUUGCCGUGUCGUGAAACUGUGCCCGUCACCAGUCCAAACACGUGAAUGGCCACCGAGGCCACGGUUAUGCAACUUUCGGUGUGUGUCAUGACAACGUCACUGCUUUUUAAACAUGACAACUCUUUAUUUUAGUAAAAUGCCCCCCAAGAGUCCACAAAACUCCUGUUGGAUUUGCAGAGGUUUUAUUUUUUUGGCCUUAGAAUCUGCAGAAAUUAGGAGGUGCUGACCCCAGUGCGGCAGCCUUGGUCCUGAAUUGCGUUUGCCUUAGCGGAUGUGUUUAUACAGAUGACUAUAAAAAGUUCUUUUCCUUCGGCUUCUCGCUUUUGUUUUUUCCCUCCCUUCUCACCUUCCCCCAAAGAAAGCUACUUUUUCAUUUGGUGGUACAAUUAUUUUUUUUAACUAAAAUAAGAUAAAAUUCUA